AACACACUCUUGCUAAACGCGCGUCUAUAUGCAUUGCACAGGUUACUGUGUAGCUAGAUGGAGUCGGUACUGCAACAGCUUCAACUGCCAUUAGCCUACUACAAAUGGCAUCAACAGGACAAUUUUCUAAUCUCUUCAUAAACAUAAGCCUAGUUUUCUAGUAUAAAUAUAGGACACGGUGUCGAUUUUGCUUGUUUGUGUGUGUGUGUAUGUGCAUUGCACAGGUUACUGUGUAGCUAGAUGGAGUCGGCACAGCUGUGCACCAGGGGCUACUACCGCAACAGCUACAACAGCAUUACCAGCGCCAGCAGCGACGAGGAGCUGCUGGAUGGAGCCGGCGUCAUCAUGGACUUCCACACCACCGAGGACGACAGCCUGCUGGACGGGGACGCCUCCCCAGGUUCUAACUACGCCAUGUCUAACGGGGGCGGGGUGGUGAGUAGCUCCACCCACCUGCUGGACUUGCUGGAGGAGCCCAUCCCGGGCGUGGGCACCUAUGAUGAUUUCCACACCAUCGACUGGGUGCGAGAGAAAUGCAAGGACCGCGAGCGGCACCGCAAGAUCAACAGUAAGAAGAAGGAGUCGGCGUGGGAGUUUACCAAGAGCCUUUACGACGCCUGGUCAGGAUGGCUAGUGGUCACUCUCACUGGACUGGCCUCAGGGGCACUGGCGGGCGUGAUAGACAUUGCGGCUGACUGGUUGAACGACAUCAAGGAGGGCGUGUGCCUGAGUGCCAUGUGGUUCAACCACGAGCAGUGCUGCUGGGGCUCCAACGAGACCACCUUCGCCGAGCGAGACAAUUGCCCCCAGUGGAAGACAUGGGCCGAGCUCAUAUUGGGACAGGCAGAGGGCCCUGGCUCCUAUAUCAUGAACUACUUCAUGUACAUCUACUGGGCGCUGUCCUUCGCCUUCCUGGCCGUCUGCCUGGUCAAGGUGUUCGCACCCUACGCCUGUGGAUCGGGGAUCCCUGAGAUCAAGACGAUCCUGAGUGGCUUCAUCAUCCGCGGCUACCUGGGCAAGUGGACGCUGAUGAUCAAGACGAUGACACUGGUGCUGGCGGUGGCGUCGGGCCUCAGCCUGGGCAAGGAGGGCCCGCUGGUGCAUGUGGCCUGCUGCUGCGGAAACAUCUUCAGCUACCUCUUCCCCAAGUACAGCAAGAACGAGGCCAAGAAGAGAGAGGUGUUGUCUGCAGCCUCAGCAGCAGGUGUGUCGGUGGCUUUUGGGGCGCCCAUUGGAGGGGUCCUCUUCAGUCUGGAGGAGGUGAGUUAUUACUUCCCUCUGAAGACCCUGUGGCGUUCCUUCUUCGCGGCGCUGGUGGCUGCCUUCGUGCUGCGCUCCAUCAACCCCUUUGGCAACAGCCGACUGGUGCUGUUCUAUGUGGAGUACCACACGCCCUGGUACCUGUUUGAGCUGUUCCCCUUCAUCCUGCUGGGCGUGUUCGGCGGCCUGUGGGGCGCCUUCUUCAUCCGGGCCAACAUCGCCUGGUGCCGGCGCCGCAAGUCCACGCGCUUCGGCAAGUACCCGGUGCUGGAGGUCAUCACCGUGACGGCCGUCACCGCCCUGGUGGCCUUCCCCAACCCCUACACGCGCCAGAACACCAGCGAGCUCAUCAAGGAGCUCUUCACCGACUGCGGCCCCCUGGAGUCCUCCCAGCUCUGCCAGUACCGGACCAAGAUGAACGGCACCGCCGCCUACGUGGACGCCGCCGGCAACCAGGCCUCCACGCCGGGCGUCUACUCGGCCAUGUGGCAGCUGGGCCUGGCGCUGGUCUUCAAGGUCGUCAUGACCAUAUUCACCUUCGGCCUCAAGGUGCCGUCGGGUCUGUUCAUCCCCAGCAUGGCGAUUGGGGCCAUAGCGGGGCGCAUCGUGGGCAUCGUGAUGGAGCAGCUGGCGUACUACCACCACGACUGGUUCCUCUUCAAGGAGUGGUGCGAGGUGGGCGCAGACUGCAUCACGCCAGGACUCUACGCCAUGGUGGGGGCCGCAGCCUGCCUCGGUGGCGUGACGCGCAUGACCGUCUCGCUGGUGGUCAUCGUGUUCGAGCUGACGGGCGGCCUGGAGUACAUCGUGCCCCUGAUGGCGGCGGUGAUGACCAGCAAGUGGGUGGGCGACGCGUUUGGGCGCGAGGGCAUCUACGAGGCGCACAUCCGCCUCAACGGCUACCCCUUCCUUGACGCCAAGGAGGAGUUCACCCACACCACGCUGGCGCGCGACGUCAUGCGGCCACGCCGGUCCGACCCGCCGCUCGCCGUGCUCACACAGGAUGACCUGACGCUAGCGGAGCUUCAGACGGUGAUCAGCCAGACGAGCUAUAAUGGCUUCCCCGUCAUCGUCUCCAAGGAGUCCCAGCGGCUGGUGGGCUUCGCCCUACGCAGGGACAUCACCAUCGCCAUCGAGAACGCGCGGCGUAAGCAGGAGGGCAUCAUGCUGAACUCGCGCGUCUACUUCACGCAGCACGCGCCCACACUGCCCGCCGACAGCCCGCGGCCGCUCAAGCUGCGCUCCAUCCUGGACAUGAGUCCCUUCACCGUCACCGACCACACGCCCAUGGAGAUCGUGGUGGACAUCUUCCGCAAGCUGGGCCUCCGCCAGUGCCUGGUCACCCACAACGGGAUUGUGUUGGGAAUCAUCACAAAGAAGAAUAUUUUAGCACACCUGGAGGAGCUCAAGGAGCAGGCGGAGCCUCUGGCGUCUCCUGGGCAUCAUCACCAAAAAAGAUAUCCUGCGGCACAUGGCCCAGAUGGCCGACCAAGACCCCGACAACAUCAUGUUCAACUAGUGCCCUCCUUCCUCCUCGCCAGCUGCUACGGCAAGAAAAAGCGUCAGAGGCGGCGGCAGUGGAGGGAGGAGGAGGAGGAUGAGGAAGAGCAGGUCCGCCUACUGGACAGCACGUCCCUUUGACACACAGCCACCACACUCCCCAAAACUCCCACAGAGACACUUACCAUUUACCAAGAGGAGGAGGAGGCGGAGGAGGUGAUGGAGGAGGAGGAGGAGGAGGAUGAAGAGCAGGUGGGCCUACUGGACAGCACGCCCCUUUGACACACAGCCACCACACUCCCAAAACUCCCACAGAGACAUUUACCAUUUACCAAGAGGAGGAGGAGGAGGAGGAGGAGGAGGAGGAUGAGCAGGAGCACGUCCCUUUGACACACAGCCACCACACUCCCCACAGACACUCGCAAAAUGCCCAUCCCGAUGACAACCCCGUCCCUUAGCCUUCCUCGCUUACCCAGAAACCCCACCAAGAAGGGGGAGGAAGAGGAGGAGGAGGAGGAGGAGGAGGA
Engraulis encrasicolus (European anchovy) is the source of this 3287-nucleotide messenger RNA. It is a transcript of the gene clcn3, whose product is annotated as chloride channel 3. Lineage: Eukaryota; Metazoa; Chordata; Actinopteri; Clupeiformes; Engraulidae. Gene Ontology annotation, biological process: chloride transport; transmembrane transport. The coding region runs from base 241 to 2901 and encodes 886 amino acids. The transcript is spliced from 15 exons. Gene Ontology annotation, molecular function: voltage-gated chloride channel activity. The record is from RefSeq and is a predicted model, not a curated record. Gene Ontology annotation, cellular component: early endosome; plasma membrane; synaptic vesicle.